Molecule: messenger RNA, 1686 nt
Organism: Diospyros lotus (date-plum)
Lineage: Eukaryota; Viridiplantae; Streptophyta; Magnoliopsida; Ericales; Ebenaceae
Product: probable pectinesterase/pectinesterase inhibitor 21
Exons: 2
Coding region: 1-1686 (561 amino acids)
Biological process (GO): cell wall modification
Molecular function (GO): pectinesterase activity; pectinesterase inhibitor activity
Source: RefSeq, a predicted model, not a curated record
AUGGCCAAUAAGGUAGCCGUUAUGGGAGUUUCGUCCGUCCUUCUGGUGGCAAUGGUGGUGGCUGUGACUAUCGGCGUCUCCCGCAAGAACGGUGGUGACCCCGGAGGCGUCUCGGGUGGCGGCGGCGGGGGAGCCGAGAUCUCGGCGUCGAAGAAAGCCGUGCAUCAAAUCUGCCAGCCGACCGAUUACAAGGAGACUUGCGAGAAGACUUUGUCCGGCGGUGGGGAAAACACGACGGAUCCCAAGAAGCUGAUCAAGGUGGGAUUUGAUGCGGCCGUGAAGGAACUCGGCGAAGUCAUCAAGAACUCGAGCUUCUUCCAGGAGGGCGCCAAGGACCCUCGCACCAAGGACGCGUUGGAGAACUGUGGGGAGCUUCUUCAACUGUCCAUUGACGAUUUGAAGCGAUCCUUCGACGAGGUUGAGUCGUUCGACGUGACCAAAAUGAACGAAUAUGUGGAUGACCUUAAGACUUGGCUCACCGCCGCCGGCACGUACCAGGAGACGUGCAUCGACGGCUUCGAAAAUACGACCGGCGACUUCGGGGAGAAGAUGAGGAAGCUCCUCAAGUUGUCUAGCGAGCUCACUAGCAAUGGCUUGGCCAUCGUCACGGAGCUCUCCGGGAUCCUUACCUCGUACCCGCUUUCCAGCUCCAACAGCCGUCGGCUUCUGUCUGAGGACGGCUUGCCGGAGUGGACCAGCGCCGGACAGCGCCGGCUGCUCCAGGCUAGUCCGGGCACUCUGAAACCCAACGUCGUGGUGGCUCAAGAUGGGUCCGGAAAGUACAAGACCAUCAACGAAGCCCUCAAGGAAGUCCCAAUCAAGGGGGACUCCACUUUUGUGAUAUACAUCAAGGCCGGUUUGUACAAGGAGAUCGUUAACAUCACCAAGCAAAUGAAACAUGUGGUGUUGAUCGGCGAUGGCCCUACCAAGACCAAGAUCUCCGGUAACCGGAGCUUCAAAAGUGGAUACAACACCUUCAAGACUGCCACAUUAACUACCGACGGAGAGUUCGUGAUGUUAAAGAACCUGUAUGUGGAGAACACGGCAGGACACGAGGGGCACCAAGCUGUGGCCCUCCGGGUCGGAUCAGACAGAGCCAUCGUCUACAAUUGCCACCUUGACGGCUUCCAGGACACCCUCUACGUGCACACCCACCGCCAGUUCUACCGCGACUGCACCAUCACCGGCACCGUCGACUUCAUAUUCGGCGACUCCGCCACCAUCUUCCAGAACUGCAAGAUGAUCGUGAAGAAGCCCGGGCCCAACCAGGACUGCAUGGUGACGGCCCAAGGCCGCAAGGAAGAGCGCGCCAUCAGCGCCCUCGUCCUCCAGAACUGCACCAUCACCGCCGAGCCGGCGUUCGUGGCCGCCAAGGGCGAGCACAAGGCCUAUCUGGGCCGCCCCUGGAAGACCUACUCCAGGACCGUGAUCAUGGAUUCCUUCAUCGACGGUAGCAUCGACCCCGCCGGUUGGGCGCCAUGGCAGGGCGAUCUCUACCUGGACACCAUCUGGUACGCCGAGUACAACAACAGAGGGCCGGGAUCGGACACCAGCAAGAGGGUGACCUGGAAGGGGAUUAAAAAGAUUACUGCAGAGUCAGCGCAGUCCUUCACCGCCGGCAGGUUCAUCGACGGCGACACAUGGGUGAAGCCCACCGGUGUUACUUACAAAGCCGGCAUGAAAUAA